This is a messenger RNA of Daucus carota subsp. sativus, 2450 nucleotides long. Its product is annotated as AP2-like ethylene-responsive transcription factor CRL5. The transcript has 9 exons. The record is from RefSeq and is a predicted model, not a curated record. Gene Ontology annotation, biological process: regulation of DNA-templated transcription. Lineage: Eukaryota; Viridiplantae; Streptophyta; Magnoliopsida; Apiales; Apiaceae. Gene Ontology annotation, molecular function: DNA binding; DNA-binding transcription factor activity. Bases 592 to 2223 code for a protein of 543 amino acids.
CAGAAAUUAUAACCCUUUGGCGCCCUUUAAAAGACCAUCCCACUCACCUCUCACUCUCAGUCACUCUACUAUCAACUACUCACUGGAAACCAUAUAUUUCCCUCUGUGCUACACAAACUUAUUGCUGUAAAACACAGUUGCUAGCCUGAGGUUUUAAGCUAGGGUUCAAGGGCAUCAAUUGUUCAUAAAGUAGAGACCAGCCCAAGGCUGCAGACAAGUUCUUUUCUUCUGCAUCAUGUAACAUAGAGGCUUCAAAAUCUUUGCUUGUCUAUACACUGAGGUCCCUGUAGUCUGUAGUGUAGCCUGUGCAAGGGUCUACUCUUUCAUACAUUUAUAUUUGUUUCUGUUAAAGGAACAAAUUUGGCUCUGAAGAAUAUUUGCUAGACUGGACUUUUGUAGAAGAUAGAAUUUUUUGGCUGGUUGUUAUUAUUAUAUCUGCACUCUUCUUGGCUUCAUUAUUUAUCUGCAGCCAACUACAAGUUCUCAGUUGAUUUAAGCAAAAAGAUAAGUGCUUAGAUUUUCUUAUAUCAUUAGAAUAUCUAACAAAAGAGUUCUUGAAACCAAAAUAAGUCAAAAAAAGAAGAAACUAAGAUGAACUCUAGUAACAGUAAUAGUGGUGCUCCAAACUGGCUAGGUUUCUCCCUAUCACCUCAUCUGAAGACUGAGGAUCAUUAUCAACCUGCUGCUGCAGCUCAUAAUGUUGCUGCAAGCCUCUACAUCUCAGCAUCUUCUAAUGGUAUGGUGUCAAGUUCUUCCCCAAGAUUGGAGAAUUUCUUAGGAGGAGGGCAUCAUCAAUAUGAAAGUGGUAUAGAAAAGUAUCACUCUCUUGACAUUAUUCAGCAGCCCUUUAGUACACAAGAAGAGAUGCAAUACCUUUCUGGCCUAACUAGCCAGAAUAUAAUGUAUCAAACCUUGCCACAAGGAGAACACAGAGAAGAAGGCCAGGUUGGGGACUGGAUUCUGGGCCAGCAUAUGAUUUCCUCUGGCCUGAUUGUUGAUGUUGGUUCUGGUUCUGUUGGGUCAAUGGGCUGUGGGGAUUUACAGUCUUUGAGCUUGUCUAUGAGCCCUGGCUCUCAGUCAAGCUGUGUGACAGCAUCAAGGCAGAUCUCACCCACUGGCACUGUGUGUUUGGCCAUGGAGACAAAGAAGAGAGGAUCUGAAAAGAUGGGUACCAAGCAGCCCUCUCAUAGAAAGUCAUUGGAUGCAUUUGGGCAGAGAACAUCUCAGUAUAGAGGUGUCACAAGGCAUAGAUGGACUGGUAGAUAUGAAGCACAUUUGUGGGACAAUAGUUGCAAGAAAGAGGGGCAAACAAGGAAAGGAAGGCAAGUAUAUCUUGGGGGUUAUGAUAUGGAAGAGAAAGCCGCAAGAGCCUAUGAUUGCGCGGCUCUUAAGUAUUGGGGAGUUGCGACACAUAUAAAUUUCCAGUUGGAAAAUUACCAGCAGCAGCUCGAGGAAAUGAAAAAUAUGACCCGUCAGGAAUACGUUGCCCAUCUAAGAAGGAGAAGUAGCGGUUUCUCCAGGGGAGCGUCGAUGUACAGAGGGGUGACAAGGCAUCAUCAGCAUGGAAGAUGGCAAGCUAGGAUUGGCCGCGUUGCAGGAAACAAAGAUCUUUAUCUCGGGACAUUCAGUACCCAAGAAGAAGCUGCAGAAGCUUAUGACAUAGCUGCAAUCAAAUUCCGCGGGGUGAAUGCUGUAACAAACUUUGACAUAACACGAUACGAUGUGGAGAAAAUUAUGGCAAGCAAUACUUUGCUUGCUGGAGAGCUUGCUAGGCGUAACAAAGACAGAGAGGCCACCAAUGACGCGAUCACUACAUUUGUUAGCCCGAUGAAAACUAAUAAUGAGGAAGGUAUCCAACAGGGGCAAAAUCCAAGCGUUUUGGAUUGGAAAGUGAUGCAGCAAAAACAAAAUGCUGCUGGACAGCAUUACAAGGACUCCGCUUUCUCAAUGGCCUUACAGAACCUGAUUGGCAGUGAGACGAACUCGAGUCAACUAACAGUCAAUCAAGCAACUAAGAUCAACAACCACCAUUUGUCGAACCCUUCUUCUUUGGUCACAAGCUUAAGUAGUUCCAGAGAAGGGAGUCCUGAGAAAUCAGGCGCCGCGGUGAUACCCUUUGCGACGCCAUCCAUCUAUAGUUCUUGGAUCACUUCUUCUCAAUCAAGAGCAGCUCAAAUUUCUGCAGCUCACUUGCCAGUUUUUGCUGCUUGGAAUAGCUCUUAGAGGGUUUUGUCGCUUGUUGCAUGUGAAGGUUUUGCAUGAGGCAGAAAAAAGAGAAAAUUGAAAGAAAUGUUUGGUACGAUUUUGGAGGAUGAUUAGUCCUAGUGGAAGACAUGCUGGGGCCGGUUAAUAUGUAAACCAUGUGAUUGGGAACUUGUCAACUAAUCACCUUUGUUGAAAUCAAAUUUUGCAAAAUUGGAGGGAAUGAUUUCAUGGGGACCUUUUUUUAA